Molecule: messenger RNA, 2043 nt
Organism: Sinocyclocheilus rhinocerous
Lineage: Eukaryota; Metazoa; Chordata; Actinopteri; Cypriniformes; Cyprinidae
Gene: rab14l
Product: RAB14, member RAS oncogene family, like
Exons: 5
Coding region: 1-564 (187 amino acids)
Molecular function (GO): GTPase activity; GTP binding
Source: RefSeq, a predicted model, not a curated record
AUGAACUCUCUGCUCUCCUCAGUCAUGGCUGACUGUCCGCACACCAUCGGCGUGGAGUUCGGCACCAGGAUCAUCGAGGUGAGCGGUCAGAAGAUCAAGCUGCAGAUCUGGGACACGGCAGGUCAGGAGCGAUUCAGGGCCGUGACGCGCAGCUACUACAGAGGAGCGGCGGGAGCGCUGAUGGUCUACGACAUCACCAGGAGAAGCACAUACAACCACCUGAGCAGCUGGUUGACCGACGCCAGAAACCUUACCAACCCCAAUACUGUGAUCAUACUCAUAGGAAACAAAGCGGAUCUGGAAGCGCAGCGGGACGUGACGUAUGAGGAAGCUAAGCAGUUCGCUGAAGAGAACGGUCUGCUGUUCCUGGAGGCCAGCGCUAAAACAGGUGAGAAUGUGGAGGAUGCGUUUCUGGAAGCAGCCAAGAAGAUCUACCAGAACAUUCAGGACGGCAGUCUGGAUCUGAACGCGGCCGAGUCUGGUGUGCAGCACAAACCGUCAGCGCCGCAGGGCGGCCGGCUCACCAGCGAACCACAGCCGCAGAGGGAAGGGUGUGGCUGUUAAUGACCUUCAUCCUCCACCCGACCACCACAACCAUCCUCCUCUUCCUCUAUCACACACGCUCGCGGCCUCGGCCUGUACCAAAGAGCCGCGGGAACCGCAGAGGGGAGGAACACGGCUACAUGCGCUCAUUUCAUCCUCCUGUCUAUCUCUUCAUCUGUCCAUCCUCGCUCUCUGGUCAGUGUGUUCUUACGUUCCCAUCCUCACCUUCCUCUGACUGCACCACUGCUCAUCACGUCACACACAUCAGUUCAGCUUCUUUUUAUUGAUUGAUUUUAUAGCUCAACAAUGUGACAUCACAGAAAUAAGACCCAUGCUGAAGGAAGUGGCCAAACGUGUGACAUGGAUUCAUAAUCCAACAUGCUGCUGCUGCAUGGGUUGUGUUAGGAUCAUUUUAAGAACAUCAAAUGCGUAUCUGCUGCCAUUUUUCCAACCGUAUGAGAGUCAAUGUGGUUGUGAAAAUCUGUUUGGGUCGGUCACCAACAGGACACCUGUCUGACGCUCCUGCAGAUAAAAAGCACUAGGUUGAGUGUGCAAAAUAAUGCAUCUCAGUUUUAUAUGCAGCUGUGCUCAGAAUAAUGCAUUUCAUUUUUUUAUUCAUCUGUAAAUGCGCAGUGGUCGCAUUGGUUCCACUGAUCAGACCAGAUUUAAAACCUAAUAAAGCGUCUCCUGUUGCAAUCACGUGCAUGUUCAUAUGCGAACGCAUGUGUGAGUGUAGAGUCGGUUUGGGUCGGACAGCUUUAUGAAUCAAAGAGAAUUUACGGAAAGAUUCAUUCUUUCAUCGCUCCCAUCUCCUCUUCUGCUCCUUCAUCAUAUCAACAUUCAUUCCUCUGUCCUCACCACCAUUAUUUUAUGUUGCCUUAUUGUUAUUAUUCAUGUUAAAAUUAUUACUAUCACAGUUUAAUCAACUAGCUCAACAUGCAGUUCAGACUUGAGUUAAUAAGCAAACGGUUUUACAACAGUGCUACUGUUUUUGUAUAGAUCUAGGAAAUGUGAUGGAAAUGGUUCCAGUCAGUGCAUUGGCUUGUAUAUUAACAGCACCACCGCAAACUUCCUCUGAAGCAGCUUCUGUGUCUUAAUUCAGUGUAUGUACCAUAUGAAAUCGGCUCUGAUUCAGCUGCUGUAAAUAAGGCUGUAUCUGUUGAUGUAACGAGCACUGACUCCUCACUCAGCGUGUACAUCACAAACUCUCACACAUCCAGCUGAAGAAACAGGAGGCAAAUUCUCCUACAGAAAGUCUUAAAAAUGGAGAUCAGAUCUUGACUGAUCUAAGGCAGGCACUAGUCCUUUUGAACUGUCUGAAUCUGUGAUCUGAAAGACCUUGCUGUUCACAUGAGCAAAAACAGUACAUAUGUAUAAACUUUGUAGGAGCUGUGCUAAUGUUUGAAAAUCUGUUCUUGUGUGUAUAUGAUUUUAAAAUGUUGACAUUUUGAUUUUAAUGAUGACAAUAAAAAUGGUCUAGACAGAAAGUGUUUCUGCAUU